Molecule: messenger RNA, 2841 nt
Organism: Scophthalmus maximus (turbot)
Lineage: Eukaryota; Metazoa; Chordata; Actinopteri; Pleuronectiformes; Scophthalmidae
Gene: twnk
Product: twinkle mtDNA helicase
Exons: 7
Coding region: 90-2261 (723 amino acids)
Biological process (GO): mitochondrial DNA replication
Cellular component (GO): mitochondrion
Molecular function (GO): ATP binding; 5'-3' DNA helicase activity; single-stranded DNA binding
Source: RefSeq, a predicted model, not a curated record
CGCACCGAAAAGCCCGGGUUACAGAAGAGCAUGGAGGAAAAUGGGGACAGAUAAGAGGAGCCAGUUCAAUGUCCUGACCAGGUGACCCGAUGUGGAGGAGGUUGCUGCUGGAGGGCACCACCUGUCUCUUGCAGGCGGCAGACCCAAAGGUUCUCCACCACAGACACUUGUCAUCCCCGUGUUCGAGGCUCCUCACUCAAAGGCGUCCGUGUGUCCUCCGGCUUAGGGAUGCUGGCUUCCCCCUGGCGCACGGUGGGACCAGGGCGUUUAAAAAGGACGCCAAUUCCAACGCGGAGUUCCCCGCGAGCCCCAUCACGGUCACCGAAAUCAAACAGUACAUCCGCUCCAAGGACAUCCCCUUCCACGAUGGCUACAGCUGCCUCCACGUCCCGAGCAUCUUCGUCCAGCCGCCCGCCCGGAGGGACGCCUUCUCCCUGUUCGUCGACAAGACCACGGGGCAGUUCCUCUGCAAGGACACGCUGGUGGAGGGGAGCUGGGAGGAUCUGCAGGACUGUCUGGAGGUGAUGCAGAAAGAGGAGCAGGACUUCCUCAGCCCCCACGUGCUGCUGGGGUACCCGGAGAGCGUGGAGGAGCAGGAGGACAGGGAGUGCGAGCUGAGGGAGGUGCAGAGGAUCUGGUCCAGCGCCGUGCCCCUCACGGAUGUCCCAGAGGACGAGGUGCAGCUGGUUAAAACCAUGUUCCAGAUCACAAAGUUGUCAAACGCAACCCUCAAGAAGUUUGGUGUGAGGCUCUUCAAGCCGACCAAGAGUCUGGUUUUCCCCUGGUUCGGCGGACCCGACUCCUCUUUGAAGGGGGUGAAGCUCCUCUCCGCCCAAAACACAGAUACUGAGAAAGUUAUAUACAAAGAAGCAACUGUUCCAAAGUGUAGUUCUUACUACAACCUGUUUGGCCUCCCCCUGGUGAGCCGCAUGGACUCUGAGGUGGUUCUGACUGGACACGAGCUGGACACUCUGGCCGUGAGUCAGGCCACGGGGCUCCCCAGUGUGGCUCUACCGCGGGGGGUCAGCUGCCUCCCUCCGAUCUUACUGCCGUACCUAGAACAGUUCAAGCAGGUGACACUGUGGCUGGGAGGCGACAUUCGCUCCUGGGAGGCGUCGAAGAUCUUUUCUCGCAAGCUUGGCCUGAGGCGCUGCUCUCUGGUGCGGCCCGGGGAGUACCGGCCGUGUCCCGUCGAGGCGCUCGCUCAGGGGAAAAACCUGAGCCAGAUCGUCAAAGCCUCCAUCCCGGCGGCCCACAAGUCCAUAGUGUCCUUCAGGCAGCUCCGGGAGGACGUGUACGGGGAGCUGCUGAACACGGAGCAGGUAGCCGGGGUGAAGUGGACGAGGUUCCCAGAGCUCAACCGCAUCCUGAAGGGACACCGCAAGGGGGAGCUGACCGUCUUCACAGGUCCUACAGGCAGCGGGAAGACCACCUUCAUCAGCGAGUUAGCCCUGGACCUGUGCACGCAGGGCGUCAACACGUUGUGGGGCAGCUUCGAGAUCAACAACGUGCGUCUGGCCAAGAUCAUGCUCACGCAGUUCGCCAUGCAGCGGCUGGAGGAGAACCUGGAGCAGUACGACUUCUGGGCAGACAAGUUCGAAGAGCUGCCUCUGUACUUCAUGACCUUUCACGGGCAGCAGAACAUCAAGACAGUGUUGGACACUAUGCAACAUGCCGUCUACCUCUAUGACAUAAACCACGUCAUAAUUGACAACCUUCAAUUCAUGAUGGGGCAGGAAAACCUCUCGGUAGACAAGUUCGCCGUUCAGGACCAUAUUAUCGGGGCAUUUAGGAAGUUUGCAACCAACAGCAGCUGCCACGUCACUCUGAUCAUUCACCCGAGGAAAGAGGAGGAUGACCGAGAACUGCAAACGGCCUCCAUCUUUGGUUCUGCUAAGGCGAGCCAGGAAGCCGACAACGUCCUCAUUUUGCAGGAGAAGAAGCUGGUGACGUGUCCCGGCCGCAGGUCCCUGCAGGUGACCAAGAACCGCUUCGACGGAGACGUGGGCAUCUUCCCUCUGGACUUCAUCAAGUCCUCGCUCACCUUCUCGGCCCCCAUCAAGGGCAAGCACAAACUGAGGAAGGUCCCCCCCACCAAGCCAGAGAACGAGGAGGCGGAGAAGGGGAACGAGGUGGCGAAGGAGGCGAAGGAGAACGAGGUGGCGAAGGAGGCAAAGAAGAAGAAGGAGGAGGUUAAAAAGGUGAAGGCGGUGAAAGCAAACAAAACGAUGGAGACACUACAACCCGCCACUGGAAAGUAAAUCACCCAGAAGUCAUUAUUAGUAAAUUUCCAAACAGUGUAGAUGAUCUCUGUUGCAUCAGUUUCACUGCAGCCACAAGUCAAUACUUUACCAUGAUGUAUUUUACAUAAAAAGAUAAUAUUGUCAUACCGUUUAAUGUCCGUAGUGUAGGGUUGAAGUAAGCUAAACAUACAGAAACGGCAACACACUGGUAAUGCAUUGAAUUGCAUGUUGUAGAAUAUAUGAAGUCGACAGCUCUGACUGUAAUCCCCCCCAGUGAUUUAUUUCAUCAUGGAAUUAAGUUUAACCAGAUUUUGAACUAAAUGAUGGUAAAGUGUUGAUCAUGUUGGACUUCUUCUGUAUGACACUGAACUCUCUGCCGAAGGUGUUGAUAAAAUCCUGCUCAACUUAUUCUUCAGUUCCAAAAAUAUGCUAUGACACAAAGUCUUGUAUUUCAUGGUUUAACACUUUUCACACUGUCUAACUGUCAAGCACUGGAAGAAGAGUACCUUUAUGUUCUCUCUACUAACUCCUCUGGACAGUGAUGAUCUAUUGAACAAGCUGCUUUUCUUAAAAAAAUGGAUAAAAUGCUUGUGAUGCA